AUGCCUAAAUCAAAGAAGAAGAAAAAUACAAGAGGGUAUGCUACGACAAGUACACCCUCAAAAAAUAAAGAAAUUUUAAAACAUGAAAUUGAAUCUCAAGCUUCUUUAAUAACAAAAGAACCAAUAAUUUCUCUCGAGCCAAUUGAAACUGACAUUAUCGAAGAAAAUGUUAAUGAAGAAGAAUCUUACAUUAUUUCAUUAAUUGAGAACUAUAAUGAUUUAGAUUCAAUAAAAGUUGAAGAUUAUUUUAAAAAUUCUCGAACUUUUAAUGAUAACGUAAUGCAAGUUUUUGGCCUUGAUAGUAAGAUUGAGCAUAAGAUAUUAAACUUUAUUAAAGAAGUGGGAUAUCAAGAAUUAGGUUCAUCUACGAAUUUGUAUGCUGAUAAUCUUUUGACUCGAGAGCGUAUAAUCUCAACUUUAAAUAGGAUUUAUUUAAUUUUAUUACGUCUCGGCUUCUCACAAAAAAAUAUUAAAGAUUGUUUAAGAAAAACCAAUGUAAUGGAUGUUAAAGAUGCCUUAGAUUGGAUGAAUGUUUCAGCUAUAAGACAAACAACCCCAAAGUUAUUAGAAUCAAAUCAAUCACAAAUAAAGAAAGAAGAUGUAGUCUCUAAGAGAAAUAAUAAGGAAAUGAAAAAAUCAUCUAUUGAAAUUGAAAAAAAUCUUAAGGAAUGGAUUUUGGAUCGAUAUCAAAAUGAUGCAUCAGAUGAUUCAGGACCCGAACCUGUGGUAACAUUAUCUCCAACAACAAAACAUGCUGAACUAAAAUGUGAACUAAUUCUACAAAAGAAAGUUUUGUCUGUUUUAGAGAAAUCAAAUAGUAAUCAAAUUAAACAAAGACAAACUUUUCAAAGAAUUAAUGAAUUACAGGAAGAAAUGAAAAUUUGUGAGACAGAUAAUGAAUUUAAUAAGAGAGAAGCUGGAGUAGAAUUUAAUAAGUUAAUUAAAUUUAAAGAUUUAGAUGAAGAAGCCAAAGAAAUCUUGGAUGAUGACAUUGAAAAAGAUAAGAAUAUUAAAGAACGAGAUUAUAAUGAAGAUAAAAUGGAAGCAAAGGAUCAAGAAAAGAUUACAAUGAAAGAAAGAAGUGAUGGCGAAGAUGAAGAUUUAUUUGGUGGAUUACUGGAUAAUGUUCCGGACAAUUCAGUUACUUCUAAUACAUCUCAUACUUCAUUAACAAUUAGAGAGAUUUCAUUACCUAAUAAAUAUACAGGAAGAUUACCUAAAGAUUAUUUACAAGAAUUUUGCCUAAGUAAAGAUAGCCAAGUAAAGAUUAGUUUUGUUAAGGAUAAAACAUUGAGUGGUGAAACUCUUUAUAAAUACUUUUUGUCGAUUCAGUGGAGUGAUGGACAUAAAAAAGAAUGGAAUAUGGAAAAUGUUGCAUGUCGAACCAAGAUAGAAGCGGAGAACUAUAUUUCUACUUUAGUAUUGUUUGAAUUAACAGAUCUCCCAACAUAUACGGCAUUUCCUUCUUGUUUUAGAGAUUUAUGGUUAGAAUUGGAAAAUGAAAAAAAAUCUGCUCAAAAUAAAAUCAAGUUAGCUGAACAAAAAGAAAGGAUAAAGUUCUUGAUUGACGUGGUGGAAGAGAAAAAGCAGAAAGAAAACUUUGUAGAAAGAAAUUUAUCUAAAGUUUCGAUUGAAGAGUCAAAUCAAGAACAAAACAUCGUUCAUAAAAAUCAUGUAUCCAGUAUAAAUCAAGAUGAUGCAAAAAAAUUUAUUAGUGAAGGUGAAGCUAUGGUGAAAGCUUUCUUAAAUAGACAAAAAAAUAAAGCAUAUAAGGAUAUGUUAGAUAAAAGAAAACAAUUACCAAUUUAUAUACGGAGAAAUGAAUUUUUAAAGAUAUUGGAUAGGAAUCAAAUUAUUGUUAUAUCUGGAGAGACUGGAUGUGGUAAAAGCACACAAAUACCACAAUUUAUAGCUGAACAUAUGUUAUUGAGUGGACAUGGAAACAAGUGUAAUAUUAUUUGUACCCAGCCGCGGAGAAUUUCAGCAAUCUCAAUAGCACACAGAGUCUCUGCAGAAAUCGGUGAUUUACCAGGAACUCUUGGAACUUUUAAAGCAUUAGUUGGAUAUCAAAUUAGAUUAGAAUCAAAAACUUCUAAAGCAAACAUUUUAACAUUUUGUACUUAUGGUAUAUUAUUGAAAAGAUUAGAGAGCGAUAAAUUACUAGACGACGUCAGUCAUGUAAUUAUUGAUGAGGUGCAUGAAAGAAGUUUGGAUUCAGAUUUCUUGUUAAUUAUUUUGAAAAAAAUAUUGGAAUGGAGGAGUGAUUUGAAAAUUAUAUUAAUGAGCGCAACAGUUGAUACAUCAAAAUUUUCUAAUUACUUUAAUAAUUGUCCUGUAAUUGAAAUACCUGGAAGAACCUUUCCCGUUAAAGUUAAAUUUCUUGAAGAUGUCAUCGAAGAAACAGGUUACACAAUUGAUGAAGAUGAUGAAUUUGCAAAGAAAGUUUAUAGACAAAUUAGAGAUGAAGGAACGGUGACAAUUACAGGAAAUAGGCAAACUUCACACACAGUUCGAUUGCAGUAUGAAGAAGAUUAUGACAAUUCAUACACAGAUUUAAAUAUUCCUGAAGAAGAUCUAGAAAAAUAUUCAAAGAAUACCCGAUUAGUUUUAUCACGUAUUGAUGAAACAUGCAUAAACUAUGAUCUUAUAGUUUUUCUUUUGAACUAUAUUUGUAAUAAUUCUGAAGCACAGCAACGAAAUGAUUAUAUACCAGAAGAUGGGGCUAUACUAAUAUUUUUACCCGGAAUGGCAGAAAUUAGAAGAUUACACGAUCAAAUGUUAUCAGAUAGAAAUUUUAGUGAUACAUCAAGAUUUUUGGUUUAUCCAUUACAUAGUACCAUAAGCUCAGAGAAUCAAAAUAUGGUAUUUGAUGUACCUCCAAGAGGAGUUAGAAAAAUUGUUUUAGCAACUAAUAUUGCAGAAACGGGAAUUACUAUUUCCGAUGUUACCAUUGUUAUUGAUACAGGAAAAGUUAAUCAGAUAAGAUAUAAUGAAAAGAAAAAGAUUAUUAACUUACAAGAAAUGUUUAUAUCAAAAACUAACGUUAAGCAAAGAAACGGUAGAGCUGGUAGAGUAAGAGAAGGAAUUUGUUUUCAUUUAUUUACAAAAUGGAAAUAUGAUGAGAUGGUCGAUUUUGAAUUACCAGAAAUUUUGAGAUUACCAUUGCAAGAAUUGUGUCUAAAAAUUAAAAUUUGUGAGUUAGGAAAAAUUGAACAAGUUUUAAACAUGGCAAUAGAUGCGCCUGCAUCUAAAGCUAUUAAUAAUGCUAUAACUAUUUUACAGGAGGUACAAGCAUUAACAGCAGAAGAGGAAUUAACACCAUUAGGAGUACAUUUAUCACAUAUGCCAGUAGAUGUUCAUCUUGGAAAAAUGAUAUUAUUUGGAUCAAUAUUUAAAUGCCUUGAUCCAAUAUUAACAAUAUCAGCAAUACUUAAUUAUAAAUCACCAUUCUUAAUAUCAUUUGGUGAAUCUAAUAUCGAUAUUAAAAAUGAAUUUAAAGAAGAUGGGUCAGAUUUAUUAACAAUGUAUAAAGGUUAUAUUUCAUGGAGAGAAUUAUAUGAUAAAGUUGUUAUAAAAAAAAAAGCAAAUGGAAGAGGUUGGAAGAUUAUUAGAGAAUUUUGUGAAAAGAAUUUAUUAAGUUUACAAUGUUUGCUAAUGAUUGAAGAUAUUAAAAAACAAUUCUUGGAAUUAUUGGUCAAUAUUGGAUUUGUUAAAGUAGAUGAAUCAAUUAAAAAAGACUUAAGCAGAUUUCAAAAAUCUCGAUCACUUUGCAUUAUUCCAUCGGAUUAUAAUCAAAAUAGUAAUUCAUAUGCUAUAAUUAAUGCAGUAACUUUAGCAGGAUUAUAUCCAAAAAUAAUUUAUCAAGAUCCUUCUACAAAUCAAUAUUUUACUAUAUUGAAUAGUAAAAUAUUAAUUAGUGAAAAAGAAAAUCUACAAAGAGUUUUUAUUCAUCCAUCUUCAAUUGCAUUCAAGAAAUCAUCUACAUCGAACUUGAAAGAAAAGAAUCAAAUUAAUGAAAGGAAUUGGUUUGUUUAUAAUACUUUAAUACAAACUGUUAAAUUAUAUGUUAGAGAUGUUAACAAGAUUAAAAUUGUUGACAUGAUUUUAUUUGGAAAAGAUAUUGAGAUUAAGCAUGAGCAUAAAUUAUUGAUAAUUGAUAAAUGGAUUAGAUUAAAAUGUCCUGGUAAAACUUCUACCAUAUUAAAAUAUAUGAGAUAUCAAUUGAAUAAAAUAUUGAAAUAUAAAAUUGAUUAUCCAACAAAAGAUUUAGAAAAGGAACAAGAGGAUUGGUUAAAUUUAAUAUUAGAAAUUAUAAAUUAUAGUAGUUAA
Molecule: messenger RNA, 4329 nt
Organism: Funneliformis caledonium
Lineage: Eukaryota; Fungi; Glomeromycota; Glomeromycetes; Glomerales; Glomeraceae
Source: the annotation of a GenBank genome assembly